CCGCCUCCUGCCAGGAAGCAGCUCACCUGUUUUUUCGUGUUUAUUGUCCAGGUGUGGAACUUGUUGUUGGUGUGUGUGAAGAAACUAAAUUCAUCUCAUUGUGGCGAAGGAGGAGUAACCAGUAAAGCUGACUAAGGAAUGCUGACAACACCAUCUGGGGAGGGAGUUACCCUCCCCAGAUUUCUAAAGCCAAUGUGGAUCUUAUACUAGCUACCAAAGCCCUCAGGCUCGUUAUUAACAGCAGAGAUGCAGCAGAGAGAGUGACUUACUAUGUGCUGAGAGAAAGGAGAUCAAUUCAGUUCAUUACUGAAGACUAACAAGUGUGCUCGCCUCUAAACACUCAGCGUGAGGACUGAAGGAAGAGUUUUACACUGCACUGUGCUCACAGCUUGUAGCCGAUCAACACUCGUUCGAAUAACAAAUCCCACUUAUAUAGCUAUAGCAAAGCGUCACAGGCAUGCAUUUAAUGCAGUUUGCAGUGUGCCAUAAAUGUCUAAUUCAUGAGAAAGAAAGGAAAUGACAGUGUUUUUAAUCCAAAAGAAAACUGGAGAAAUGAGAAGGAGACAGGAGGAGGAGAGAAGAAACAAACACAUGUCAGAUGUGAUCACACUGGGUUAAACAGCACACUUCAGUUUAGGGGAAACACUGUAACAUUGCAUGUUAUGUUACAGUGUCAAGACCAUGUGGAAGAAAGAAGACUGAUUCAAAACCUCAAUUAAAGUGAAACUAGAGUUAAAUGCUUUACUUAGAAACAAUUCACGAAGUAAAGAUCAUCAGGUAAUGUUAGAUUUCUUAGACAAACACAUUUAUAUGAUAGCAUCUAAUCCUGAAGUGACGGUCUGGACCACACUCCAUACCAGUUGGUGGCGGUAUUGCACCAUUCUGUUGUUUGCCAACCGCCAAUAACAUUUAGAAGAGGAAGAGGAAGAAGAGCAGGAAGAAGAAGAGCAGGAAGAAGAAGAAGAAGAAGAAGAAGAAAAACGUUGGCGGAAAGUUGUUUGUUUCUUGUGGGACGUGAUUCUGGUCAAACCCGGAUUAUCUGCAGUCGCUUUUGUUCCUGCUUCCUAAUGGGCUGAAACUUUGUCACAUUCGCGGGAUGUUGAGUGUUCAGAAACUGCAGAUUGUGCCUUAAAACAGCGGCCACGUAGUUAUCAGAGUGCGCAGGUGCUCAUUCUGAGUGGGCCUGUCUGCAGAUGAGGAAAACUGAGAAGAUCUACGAGGACCUCUGAAAUCCAGCAAGUAAAGAUCAUGGCUUGUGCAUCUCAGUCAGCCUUGGAUUACGUCAGGAGUGCCAGAGACCACCUGGUGAGAACAUUAAAGGGGUUCACUGAGAUUGUGGAGAACCUGUCCUUGAGAGGAUUUUUCUCAGAGGAAGAUGUGAAUAAAAUAAAGUCAGAGAGUGAUGGAUUUGACAAAACCAGAAGAAUUGUGGACUAUGUUAUAGAAAUGGGGGAAGAAGCUUGCUAUGAGUUUCUCAGGAUUAUUGACACAACAAGGAGAACCUCUGGAGAGAGAUCACUGUCGUUUGCAGAAAAUCCAGAGUCAUCGUCCUCUCUGUCCAACAUGUUUGAUCUCAACUACUGGAUCAGCUGCUUUUCCUUCAGGGAGGACAUUAACAUGGAUGUACAAGGCCCCAGCCCGUGUCACAGAUACCAACAAAAGCUGAAAUUUAAAGCUCAGAAGAUUUCAGAAAGAUCAUGGACCCAAAGUAAAGCAGUCCUGUUCAACAAGCAGAGCUCCCUGUCCUACACCUCGCUUGUGUUAGACACACCAGGACAGGCUUCAGCAUCCAAAAUAAAAAAGUCAAAGAUCAAGAAAAGCAGGAAG
Messenger RNA from Haplochromis burtoni (Burton's mouthbrooder), 1827 nucleotides. RefSeq names its product NACHT, LRR and PYD domains-containing protein 12-like. Gene Ontology annotation, molecular function: ATP hydrolysis activity. The record is from RefSeq and is a predicted model, not a curated record. Lineage: Eukaryota; Metazoa; Chordata; Actinopteri; Cichliformes; Cichlidae. Gene Ontology annotation, biological process: positive regulation of MHC class I biosynthetic process; positive regulation of transcription by RNA polymerase II; inflammatory response.